CCAGACAGGAAGUUGCCAACCAGGAAGUAGAAUGAGAUUGCUCAAUGCUGCUCAGUAGUAGCAGGUAGUGUAUGAGAUGAAGGGCAGCCAGCUUUAUAGGCAUCUGUCCCUCCAGGGCAAUAGGCUCCACUUGCACCUUUUCCAGGGAAAAAAGCUCCAGCUGCACCCUUCCCAGGGACACAAGGGGACAGCGCACAGGACUUGGAAGAAAGGGUUUGCCACCUCGGCAGCGCUUCCCGCCGGGUACGAUGUGAGACAAGUGGAGAUUACGCCGCUGGAGCAGAGGAAGCUGACGUUUGAUACCCAUGCCUUAGUGAGGGAGCUGGAGACCCACGGCUUUGAUAAAGUUCAAGCAGAGACAAUUGUAUCGGCCUUGGCGACACUGACAAAUGCCAGCAUAGACACCGUGUACCGGGAUAUGGUGACGAGGGCCCAGCAGGAAAUAACAGUGCAGCAGAUAAUGGCACACUUGGACUCCAUCCGCAAAGACAUGGUGAUCCUGGAGAAGAGCGAGUUUGCCACGCUGAGAGCGGAGAAUGAGAAAAUGAAAAUUGAAUUAGAACAUGUGAGACAGCAUCUUUUGAAUGAGACCAACAGGAUCAGCGCUGAUGCCAAACUGGAUAUGAAUCUUGAGAGAAGCCGCCUGACUGACUUGUUUACAGAACAAGAAAAGAAACUGAUGGAAGCCAGCACUGAAUUUCAUAAAAAAAACGCAACAACAGACAGCGUCAUUACAGAAAUCAACAAAAAGAUAGAUAUAGACAUCGCCUCACUAAAGACCCUGAUGGAAUCCCACAAACUGGACACUGUGCGCUAUAUGGCAGCGUCCGUAUUUACCUGCCUAGCGAUAGCCCUGGGCUUCUAUCGGCUGUGGAAAUAGCACGCGGGGAGCCCUUCACCCUGUAUAUAGUAUAAAGGAACAUUGCCACUAAGCCUUCGGCCAGUGAAUAGAGACUGCAAGUAUAUACACAUUGCUGGCCAAAUGGCCUUUGUUUUACACAUGAAACUUGCCGCUUUGUUUUAUUGUAUGACUGAUCUGCAGCCAGGGGUUGUUUCUAAACUACAAUUUCAAACAUCUGCCAACAGCUGAGGAUGCUGGGAGUUGUAGUCCAAUGAAUAAAAAGCUACAGAUUCUCAAUUUUUACCUUCAGUACAGUAGAACAAUAUCAGAAUAGCCAACUAUGUCCUAAUGACUUCUAAGGUGAACUUCCCCUUUACAUAUGGUGAAUGUUACUCAUCACUGACUGCCAGCUCUUGAUAAAGGGCCACUCUGCCUUUAAAUUGUAACAAGUUCUAUAUCUAUUUAUCUACUGGAGAUAAUAAGAGAAGUGAAUGUACAAUAAUAUUUUGUUGCCCCUAUUUUUUAUAAAGAAGUGAUUGACUCAAUUUGAUGUUUCAGGCUUUCAUAAGCUUCCAUUGUUCACUGGCUGCCCAAGCAUAGCCUUCUUGUAGCAUUAUAAUCCCAUUACAGCUAGCCGGAAGGGCCCAAGGAGGAAAAAGGGGGCAUUUAGAAAGUGCAGGCACAAACCGCCAUGUUUAUUUGCAUCCUGCCCUUUUCUGAAUUGCCCAGAGACCUGUCAGUGCCCCAUGGGGAGGGGCAGGGAUUGCUGGUGGGUGCAGGCCAUAAAGGGGCCAUCAAAUGAAGGAUCUAAAUGCAAUGCCCCAUAAAACUAAACAUAAAUGCUUACCUGUACAACUCCCAGCAUCCCUGGCAGGGCUGAAUGACACUGGUUGGACUGUACUACUCCAUAGCACCCAGUACUGCUUUAUGUUAUGCCAUUUUGUGCCUUAAAGACUUACUGCACUGUAUGUUGCUGCAUUAUUUGCUGCUAAUAAAGUUAUUUAAUGUAAUCCUAAAA
Molecule: messenger RNA, 1859 nt
Organism: Xenopus tropicalis (tropical clawed frog)
Lineage: Eukaryota; Metazoa; Chordata; Amphibia; Anura; Pipidae
Gene: ccdc90b
Product: coiled-coil domain containing 90B
Exons: 9
Coding region: 77-880 (267 amino acids)
Cellular component (GO): mitochondrial membrane
Source: RefSeq, a predicted model, not a curated record